AAACCCUAAAAAAACAAUAAACUAGACCAAAAACCCGAAAAAAGUGAAAUCUUGGGGACUCGCGAAUUUGGUGGAGGUGAAAAGUUCGCGCUUCGGGGAGAUUGGCGGGGUGGAAAGUUUGGCGUAUUGAUGCUGGUGGCUGUGUGGACCCAUAUGAAGUGUAUUUCACCCCCGUGUGAGCAUCAUUGCGGGGGGCCAGCCGGUGUGUGAUGGGCGGGGAGGCGCGGGCGGGAGAGAGAGAGAGAGGGAACAGUGAAUGAAUCUUGCCAUUACUUAAGAGGACAGGAGAUGGUGAGGCAGGAGUGAGACCCAGCCGUGUACAGCAGCCCCUGUAGGCGGUGGGAGGCCCCAGACACCCUCCCUGGCCGCCACGCGCGUCCUCCACCCUACCACCUCUCGUCCACCACCCCAGCUCACCCCAGCACAGCACAGGACAUGAGGCAUGCUUUGAGGCCAAGAUGAAGCCAGGCGGGCUGUGUCCCCCGGGCGAUGGGCGUGCACUGCCCCCCGGGGAUGGGGUGGGGCUGCCUCACAAGCUGUCUGAUGCCUGUGCCCAGUUCCCCAAAGGCCCGGCCACCCCCAGGGAGGGUCGGGCCUGCCUCACCCCCGAUCUGUACGAGGAGGGCAGGCAGGGCAGCCGGCCGGCCCACAGCCCCCUCAAUGGCCAUCUGGGCCAGGAGGCGCUGCUCAACGGGGCCUUCCACCGGGACUGUCAGGUGCUGUCCCCGCCCCAGAGUGAGGACGGCGAUGAGGAUGGGGCACACCCCUCCCCUGUGGGACCCCGGCCCGGCGGCAUGAGGCCACAGGGUGCCCCCGACUCUCCCACUGCAGUGCCCCCAACCCUGCCCAGCAUCUGUGGCAAGCGCUACGAGCAGCUCACUGUCAUCACCGCCGAGCCCCGGGGCCGGGGCGGCACUCCCCUCGCUGACCCCACCACCCCCUCCCCUGGAAGUAGUGCCCUGUGUAGCCCCAGCCCGGGGCAACAGGGAUCUGGCUUGGGGCGGGGUGUGGGUCUCACCUCCCCCCGGGGGUGCAAGGGGCAGCGGGGGCGCAGGAAGUGUUCCCUGGAAGAGGUGAUGAGCAAGCUGCACAGCCGCCAUGGCACACACACCCUGGCCGGCCAGAACGCCCUGCAGAACUUCCCCCUCACCGACCGCCUGCUGGGGGUGCACCAGGCAGCCCCCAGGCUGGGUGAGGGGGGUUGUGACAGGACAGUGACACUUCCCUCCCAGCACCCAUCCCCCACCACCCCCACCACCAGUGUGUGUGAUACCGACAGUGUUGCCCCCCUGCCGGGCAUUCCCCCUGUGGGGCAGGCAGUGCAGGGGCCAGGGCUCAGGACUUCCCGGCCGGACACGUCCCCCGGCGCCCCAAGUGUGAGGACCCCCAGUGUUGUGAGUGACAGUGUGGCAGCCGUGGUGGGGCUGGCUGCCGCUGCCGCUGCUGCCACUGAUGUGGACACCACGCCCCAAGGUGUGCCAGGUGCCCCACCCUCACCACCCAGGCAGGACCCCACUCAGGACACAGAACAGCCAACAGACACAGACAGAAAUGCCCCCACUGGCCCAGACAGAGGAGUGGCUUGUGCCCCGGCAGUGCUCAACCCACCAGUGUCCCCAAAAGGGCUCAGCAGCUGCCCCGCUCCCCCCACAGAGACCCCAAUGGAUGGCAGGGCCACCGCUGUGCCUGAUGGGGUUGACGUGGGUGGGGGGGAGGGGGAGAGAGGCAUGGGGAGCCCUGUGGAGGAGGUGGACAGUGGCCGCAGCAGCAGUGUGGAGGUGUUGGAGGGGGAGGCAGAGGGGGAGAGGGGCUGCGGCUCCCAGGCCAGUGAGAGUGACAUUGAGGUGCUGUUUGACAGCACUGGUGGUGCUGCUGCCAGCACUGCCACUAUUACCACCACCACCACCACCACCACCACCACUACUGCCACAUCUGUAGAGAAGGCUGUCAAAAGCACAGUGGUGGCAACAGCACCACCAGCAGCAGCAGCAGCAGCAGGCAGCAUUGGCAAGGUGCUGGACACUGGCAGGGUGGGAGAGGGGCAGGGGGCAGCACUGCUGACCCUGCCUGGCAUGGUUGGGGGCGCGCCCUUCCUGGAGCCCAUCUCGGACGACGAGAACUCCCUGCUCACGUCAGACCUGUCCUCCGUGUCUGGGGCGCUCAGCAACUCCAACACCCCCAUGUUCUCCGACACGCCCUCUGAUGCCUCCCGCGGGGCACUCAUGGUCAAGAUAUCCGAUGCUGUGGCAGCAAUACUCUCUGACGUGUCCGACGACAGCCUGCCCGAUUCUCCACUGGCCAGCAGCUCCAACUCCACCGACGGCUUCCCCUCUGCACGCCAGCAGGCGGAACGGCUCAGCAGGAAGAUAUCCAGCAUCUGUGACAAACUGGAGCAGGACUGUGGCAGGGAGGGCGGCACGGCUCCCACCCCGGCCCCCAGGCCAGCCCUGGGGGGUGGGGAGGGAGAGGUGGGGGUAAGCAGUGAUGGCAAGGACGGCAGGACUAGCCCCCCUCGUGCCCCAUGCCCCCUGCAGCCCCCCGCGGCAGAGACAGUGUUUCCCCUGAUACAAAAACAAGCAGGUUUAAGUUUAAUUCCUUGUGUUGCUUUGUCAUCGUCUUCGUCCUCGUCACCGUCUUCAUCCCCAUCGCCCCCUCCACUGCCAUCACCACCACCACCAUCACAACCACCACCACCACAGCCCUCAUCACCACCACCACCACCACCGCAGUCAUCAUCGCCGCCGCCGCCGUCACCACCUCCACAGUCUUGUCAAAGUGUUUCAGUGUGUGAAAUUCCAGUCAAGCAAAAGGAACAGCAGCUACAGGAGACCACCAUCCCCCAGCCAGGCAGAGACAGCCCCCAGCCUGACUCUUCCACCACCACACAACAGCCAUCACCACCACCACCACCACCACCACCACCACCCCCACUUCCCAGCGUGGAUGGGGAGGAUGGGGGGAAGGAGCAGCAGGCAGCCGUGACACAGAGUGGUGGUGACUUGGGGCCUGGCACGGAGGCAGAGGCUGAGAGUGUGGUGCCCAGUGACCCCAGUGACUCGGUCCCACAGCCACCCAGCAGUGCCCCGGCUGUGCCCUGCACCCUGUCUCCAGAUAGCCCCACGGAGGGCCCCGGGCCGCCCCCACAUGUACCUCACACUGACCUAGGCACAAAUUACUGUAGUAGAUCAAUGGAUGCUGAUAACAAUCCAUGCCAAAACCACAUCUCAGGAUCUCAAACCAUUUCUAGUCAAACCAGAUUUUGCAAUAUACACCCGGGUGACGUGACGCAGCCCCCGGCAGGCGCCAGUCCCCCAGGGCCCCAGGCAGAGGCUCCCCAAGAGUGUCCCAUCCCCCAGGGACACCAUUCCCCCACACCAGGCCCAGCAGGGUCCACCACACCGGCACCCUGCUCACCACAGACGCCUGCCACCCCAGAGGAGGAGGCGAGGGCAUCUCACAGCCACGCAGGCACAGAGGCUGCUCUCUGUGAUGCAGGGAACAGCGAGGCACCCACAUUGCUGCCCAGCUUGGCAUGUGCUGGUGUGACACAGCAAGAGAGUGCCACGCAUUACCAGCCUCAGGCCUCUACUGUGCCUCCCACCACUGCCACCACCACCACCACUACACCACAAGACACAGAACAGUCUUCCAGUGAGGGCACACUCCUGCCCUCCUCUGAGUGCACCACAAUCACUAUACCUCCUCCAGACACUCCCCUCACCAGUGAUGCCCCUCAGCAGGAGACACCAGGGACAGAGUCACCGCCACAGCACACAGCGCCUGCUGAGUGUCCUGUGAGCAGUCCCAGUGGUGUGGAGCCCCUAGGUGGUGAUGAGAAGUGUGCCCCCCCAGACAGCAGUGAUGGGCCAGGGCAGUGUGAGGUGGGCAGCUCCAGUGGCAGUGAAGGUUGUGUACUGGCAGCAGAGCCUACCACCACCACCACCACUGCCGCCACCACCAAGUCUGUGGUGGAAGAGGGUGAGGAGGGGUGUGGUGGGGAUGGCUGCAGAAGUGAGGGGGUGGUGAGGAGUGGAGGAGACACCCAAGUGCCUGGCAGUGUGGCAGUGAGUGCCAUGCAGCACCCAGCCACCUCCCCCCACACACCAGUGCCCUUAACUUGCCCUGCCGAGGAGGAGACGGGUCCAGCUGGGGGCUCACAGGACCUCGACACCCCCGCUACCUCAGUCCCGCCUGCCCCCACCCCGCCAGGCUGCCCCGAUGCACCACAAGCCCUAUGCUCUCUAGGAGAAGCGACCAACGACUUGCUGGUGAGUGGCUCGCCUGGCGUCAUACUGGAGGAGUGUGAGGUGAGGGAGGAUGCCCCUUGCACCUCCCCCUGCCCUGUGACAGACCCCUCACCCGCCCCAGGGGAAGAGGUGACAGGGGACACGGGUGCCUCUCCACACGACUCUCCGAGUGAACCUGCAUCCCCUAAGGCUGAAGCUACAGAUGGGAGCCCACACUCCCCCUCCCCCCACGUGGCUGCAGAGGACGCCACACACACACCCCAGCCCGAGCUGCUGGCCUGCCUGGGUCUGGAGCGGCGCCACCCCAGACAGUCCCCCAGACCCUCAGAGGAGGUUAGUGUGGCCCUCACCCAGGGCCCUGAUACCUCUGAUAUGCCCAGGGGACAACAGGAAGCUGCCACCCAUCAGGAGGUCCCCCUACAGCCAGCACAACCACCAGACAACAUUCCCACUGCCACCACUGCCACCAACACACUCCCUCCCCCACCAGACCUUCCUGCCACACCUGAGGAUGCCCACACUUGUGUUCUAGAGGAAGACACACACCACACACCACAGAACACCGCUACCACUACCACACCACAGCCACCGCCCCAGCAGGAAGAGAGUGUGGUGGCAGCAGCAGCAGCAGAGUGUGAUGUGUCAGUGAGAAGUAGCCCAACUAGUGUGCUGCUGUGUGCCUCUCUGCCACACACCACCGCACCACACACCCCCGGGGAGGCCACCACACCCACGCCAGGUCCCAGCCUGCCCGAGGAACACCCCAGAGACAGUAUUGAGAGCACAUUCCACGAAGCCAAAGCAAGGCCCACCACUGACCUCCCCGCUGACCUGCCCUCCGUCAAGUCCCCCACUGUGGGCGUGACCCCAGACGAAGUCACCAUUCCCCAGGGUGAACCCCACACGGGGCUGGCCUCAGAACACCCAGUGCCCCCCAGCUAUGUGGCCCAAGGGGUGGGAACACUGACAGGCAAGGGCAAGGGGGAGGUGCAGGGUGUGGGUGCCGAGGAGGUGACCCCGAGUGACCCGUGCCAUGAGGAGAGCCAGACGGCAUGUGACACUGUGACCCAGGACACCCAGGACACCACGGCAGCCACUGAGGAGGGUGUCCACUCAGCCGUGGAGGACACCACCACCAAGCCAGACACCAGUGUGCCGCACCAGCCACAUACCACCGACACCACCAUGGCCUGCUGCGCCACAGACUCAGACCUGCAGCAGAGGCAGGCCAUACAAGGACAGCCAGAGGGGGCGCUUCAGCUCAGCCUGGACCUGGUGAAGAAAGAGGUGCUCCACGGAGAGGAGGACACUUCCCCCUCCUUGACAGACAAGGCAGAGGUGGAGGUGCAGGACAUCCAGGAUGUGCAGGGUAGGCCCUCAGGUCCUGCAGGAAGGGUGGCCAGCACAGAAGCACACGGGACUCCCGGCAAGGGAGAGAGCACAGAGGUGUCUGGUGCUCUGUGCCCGCUGUGUGGGGAGGCCCUAGCAGUGCCCCUGGAGCGGCACCUGACAAUCCACCACAUCUGCUGCACAUUUGUGCCGGCCAAGACCACCCUGGCCUACCGCCACCACAUGCUGCAGCGGGUGACGGAUGCCCCCGACCUGCCACCGGGGGAGGACCUCUACGCUGACAGCCUGUUUGUGUGCCGCUCCUGCUGCUUCGUGUCAUACGACAUCAACGCAGUGCGCUUCCACCUCAACAUCCACGAGGAGGUGUACCAGGCACGGCCUGGCCGGGAGGACUGUGCCUGCGACCGCCGCUCCUACUCCUACCCCUCACACAAGUGGAGGUCCCUCAUGCACCACAGCUCCCACCACUGCCACCUGUGCGGCCACUACUUUGCCUGCCAGGAGGGCCAUGCCAGCCACACCCUGGCCCUGCACUUCCCGGCCCAGCGGUGCCCAGUGUGUGGGUGCGAGGUGCCACUCGGCGAGGCUGUGCAGCACCUAGCAGGCCACCAGGGAGAGCCGGCUGCCCCAGACACCCAGCAAGACGAGUCGUCGUCUGUCUGCCCUCCCGAUGCAGCCCCGUCCCCGACAGACCGGUUCGGUGUCUCCUGGAACAUCUAUGACAACUGCAUCAACUUUCUGGAUGGCAAGGACUUCCGGCUGGGCACAGCACCCAAGGUAGUGGACCCCAGCCUGGACCGCAGCUACCUGGCCCUGCCACUGUCCAAUGUGGAGGAGGAGGCGGUGGUGCCGCCCCACGCCAUCCUGGACCCCGGCCAUGAUAUCCACCGCUACCUCAAGAACAAGCGUGUGGUGCGCAUCCCUGGCGGUGGUGAGGAUGCCCUGCGCAGCUUCAGUCUGGCUGUGCAGCUGGACCUGCACAAGAAGAUGAACCGCAAGGGCCGCAAGGGCCCUGCAGAGCGGCCCCGCGCUGCCCGCCGUGAGGAUCUCUUCACCGUGCUGGGCAUUCAGGUGCCCCGGGCCAGGCCACCUGCCCCCAAGCAGCCUGCACACCCCACGCCGCCCCGUACCCCCGGCAGGAAGCCACGCAGGAAGCCGAGUCUGGAGAUUCCCCUGGGGGAGCCCUCCAGCGACGGACCACAGCUAACCCGCACCCGGUCUGGCAUGAUGCAGGCACCCCGUGGGGAGGGGGUGGCACCAGGGGGCAGAGAGGAACCCACCACACCAGUGAAUGAGGGGGCAGGACCAUCAGCGGCAGAGGUGCACGGGGAGUGGUCCCGGGAACACACCUACGUGUGCUGCUCCUGCGGUGCUUCCUGCCUCAACCUGGCAGACAUGAUGGACCACAAGUGGGAGAUGCACCCCGCUGUGUGGUGUGCACACACCAUGCUGGAGGGCCAGGGCCUCGUGCCCCACGGCUUCAGGAACCAGUUUCAGCCACCCACUGCCCGGCCCUGCGUGCUGCCCCUGCCCACCGCCGCUGCCACCACACCCAAGGUGGAGGCCCAACCGCCCUCUGGCACACCCCACCCUGAGGCCACUGCCACCCACACCUGCACCAGCUGCCACUCCAUCUUCCAGGACAUUGCUGCCUUCCACACACACCUGGUGGAGUGUGGUGGACUCAGCCUUGUCUCUGUUUCCAAGAAGAAGACCAAGAAGGGAUUCAGGUUCAAGCGCAGGAAGGGCCAGGGGAUGCCCUCCAAUCGUUACGGCAACACCUCGCAGCCCACCACACCGCUGAAGGCCCGGACAGGUGACAGGUCGUCUGGCCUGAACACACCACUCAGCGACCGCCCCUCGGCCCUCUCACUCCCAACCUGUGGAGUCAAACGGCGCCUGGAGUUGGCUGUUGGUUCCAUCGACAAUGUGGAGCUGAAAAACCGACUCAAGGCCAUCAUCACCAACACUCGGGGCCCACUUGGUGGUACCUCCUCGCACCCUGGCCGCCGCCCCAAGAUGAAGCUGCGCAAGAAGGCCCUGGACACCCGCCGCCUCCGCAAGACACGACACAGCGACCGGGUGAAGGAACAGCGUGCUGAGAAGACCGAGAAGGAGGAGAAGGUAGAGGUCUCGGCUGAGGAUGGUAAAGGGAAGGCAGGCAAGAAAGGUACUGCUACAACUGCCACUACUACUGUUGCACCUGUCCCAGAGGCUCCCAAGCAGGUGAAGGGCAAGGAAGCCAAAAAGAAAGGGAAGAAGGGGAAGAAGAAGAGUGUGAAGAGUGAGGAGGACCUGGAGGGGGUGAGUAGCCCCUCUGGCACUGCUCCCUUGGACGUGGAGGACAAGAAGAAAGUGAAGACUGAAGUGGUGACAGACGUCGAUGCAUCACUGGUCACUGAGAAGCUACAGAGAGUGAACGGUUACCUGAGCAAGACCAAGAAGAUUAAGAAGAAGAAGAAGAUUGGUGGCAAGGUCAUGGUGGCUGAGAAGAAAGAAGAGAAGGUUCCAUUGGUGGCCUCCUCCAUCACCCCAGCUCCUCCCACUGCUGCAGAGAAGAAAGGGAAGGGCAAGAAAGCAGCAGGGAAGAGGAAGGUGAUGCAGAGUGAAGGUGUGACAGAGGUAGACACAGAGAAGCCAGUGAAAGGUGCCAAGAAAACCACCAAGAUCAUGAAGAGUGAGAAGAGACAAUUGGAGGAGAGUGAGGCCCCAGCACCCUCUACCAGCCCCCUGCCGCCCCCUCAGGAAGCCAGCAUCAGGCCCAGGAAGGUGAGGAGGACAAGUAGCGUAGAGACCAAUACCAGCUCCGUCAAGGAGGAGGAGGAGGAGGAGGAGGAGACAGAGACCACAGCCGGGGACGAGGAUGAAGAGGAGGGAGGCGAGUGGAACAGCGACAGCAAGGACUGCACUAGUCGAAUUCGGGACGCCCUGAGACCAAAACGACAAGCCUACUUCUCCUCCUCCAGCGAAGACACAGAGAACUCGGACGACUCAGAACCAGAGGUGAUACGGAACUUCCGCAGCGGGCGGGGCUGUAGCGGCAGGAUGGGGCUGAGGACCAAGCGCUCCCAGGGCAGCUCCAGGUAUGCCUUUCGCACCUGCUUCUCUGCCACCACCAGGAGGAAGGACCCCAGGGGUGCAGCAGGGCAGGACGAGGGGAAGACUGUGGAUGGUGUGGAGGAGGAAGGGGAGAAGGAAGAGGAAGUGGAGGAGUUGCCUCUCACGCCUAGACGGAAAAGGAAGAUUGCGAAUUACGAGAACCAGGAUGACUACACCUAUGUGCCCCACGAGAGCUCCUCAGACGUGGACUACAUGGAGGCAUCUGAUGACGAGGCCACUUCUGCUGCUGCCCCCAAGAGGGAGUCGCCACGGCUAGGGCGCUCCAAGAGGCGAAGCACCCGGCUGUCCAGCAAGACCAGCAGCAGUGGCAGCAGAACUCACCAGCAGGAGGAGGAGGAGGAAGGCAUGGAGGCGGGCAGCAGCAAGGCGAGUCUUCCCGAGGGGACCGCCAAGCCAUCACCCCAGAAUGAGUCCACUUGGGAGGAGCUGGCAGGAGAGGCAGCUGGCAAUAGCAGGGUGGAUGAGAGUGUGGCAGAGUCCCCCAGUGCCUCCACCUCCAGUGUGUGCAGCACCAUCAGGAGUCGCAGGAGAAGCCUGGAGGUACCCAGAGAAGCCGGCCCCAAGGUACAGAAAGCACCAAGAACAGCCAGUGCCCCCAGUAGUGACCUUGAGGGAGAGGUCCGGUGUGCCAGCAAGGCAUCGAAGAGGAAGGGUGUGGCCCUGCUGGAGCGCCUGGCCCUGAGCAGCAGCUUCCAGGCACAGGUGGAUGAGGUGGCCGGCAAGACCCAACGUAGGAAGAAGGCCGCACCCGCCACACAGUCUGACUUCAAGGACACGGAUGAGGAAUGUGUGCAGGAAGCCAUCCCUGGAGACAGUGAGCCCUCCACCAGGCCCCUGCGUAGGAACAGGUAUAUCCUCUCAGAGAACAGCGCCAGCGACAGCCAGGCCAGGGACAGGGACCUGCCCCUCAAACCCCUGCGGAGGAACCGCUACCUCCUGUCAGAGAACAGUGCCAGCGACAGCCAGGCCCUGGAGUCUGAUUCCAGCAUGGACAAGCCACACCCACUGCCCCUGGCCCGCCGUAGGAACGUCAUCGUGUCCAGCGACGAGGCCGAGGCUCAGCUGUCCAUCCCUGCCAAGACUGCAGCUGCCCCAGAGACUCCCACUGAGGAUGCCCCAGAUGACCCACCCCAAUCUCCCGCCAAGAAGAUGCGGCCAGCAAAGAAGACCCAGACCAAAACUGAUCCUGGUCCCAUCCAGCAGACCUCUCAUGCCCCUGAGGAGGAGGAUGACGAGGACGACAAUGUGCCACUGUCCACCCUGGCACACCUCAACAGGAAGCAGGAUGUCACGGCCACUUCCCCGGCACCAAGGAAGACCGUGGCAGUGGCAGUGGCAGCACGGCAAAAGGCGUCCAGCAAAAGCAAGAAGCGGCUGAAAGUGCGGCAGCUGAACCGCCUCAUCAAGGAGUCUGCCGCACAGGACUCUGAGUCGUCCAGCUUCGAGGGCUUCAGCUCCACACCCUCCCAGCGGUGGGGCAAGGCCAAGGCACCCACCAAGAAGUACAAGAAGAAGCAGAGCCUCCUGAAGGCCAAGCCCCUCCACUUCAGCAGCACAGCCAGUGAGUCUGAGGCCUCCGACGAACCCCGGGCCACCAGGAAGACCAAGAAGCUGGGGGCAUCACCACUUAUCACAGCACCAGGACUGACAGAGGGGGAGGUUGGGGCCGCCCCACCCCAGUGGCAUGGCAAGGCUCCAACCAGCCACAAGAAGAAGGCAAAGAGUAGCAAGAAGUACAAGAAGAAAGGAGGUAAGGGCCUGGGAGGAGCUGGCAAGGACAGCCUGAAGGGAAACACCAUUGCUCCCCACAGCAUGCCAGUGCUGGAGUGCAUGGUGGACAUGAAGGCGGGCCAGGAGGAGGGACAGCACACCCCUCCCUUUGCUGAUGCCUCCACUGAGCCAGCUGCAGUCAAGGAUCACCAACCACCUGCUGACCCACCCAAGGACACCCCUGUGGUGACCCCCACUCAGCAGCCCCCUGACCUGCUGCCAGCCACCACCAACAGCCUGGAGGAACAGGCCGCCCCCUUGGCCUCCCUUCUCCCUCAGGAUAUGCCGGCACCUCCUGUGGAGUCACCAAGCAAGGCUCCUCAGUCCAGGAAGAAGAGGAUUAAGUCCACUCAGGAGGCAGUAGCCAAGGACAAGGCCAGUGGUGGUGGGGAGCCACUGCCACCAUCAUCACCCCCACCACCACCACCACCACCGGUGUCCCCAGCAGAGCAUCACACCAAGAUGGCAGAGUCCAUACCAUCACCCAAAAAGGCUGGGAAGAGGAAACGUUCAGUGUCUGUGUGUGGGGCGGCAGGACAGGAGGCCCCGGAGGCAGGAAGGGACGGCACUGCCCCUGCCACCACCACCUCAACCACCACUACCACCGCCAGUCCUGUGGCCACCACUCCCAAGACCACUGCAGCCUCUAAGAAGAAUGGUGAGAGUGCCAAGAAGAAGAAGAGCUCGAGUGGCAGCAAGGCAACCAAGAUAGAGGUGAACGAGCUGACCUGCACAGACUGUGGCCUCAAGUUUGGGUCACUAGCGUCACUGGAGGACCACCGCCAGGACUGCCUCACCAUUGCCUUCGAGAUGAGCAUGAUGGAAGCUGAGGACCACCUGUUUGAGUGCCCUCACUGCCACCUCACCUUUGCCAAGAAGGGCACACAGCGAAAGCACACCACCUCCUGCCGCCUCGUCAAGUACAAGCGCUACGAGAGCAAGGCGUUCAAGAAGGCCUCCCGUGGCGCCUCUACCACCCCUGCCCUGCUGCUACCCGUGGGGGACGCUGCAGUGGUCGCCCCGCCUCCCCUGCCCUCCCCGGGGAAGGGGUCCAAGAGCAGCAAGGAAAACAUCUCUGGGGAGGUGCUGCCUGGGGCCCCUGACCCCAUGCAGAAGGAGGUGAAGGAGGUGCUGCGGGUGCCGGUGUAUGGCCGCAACACCGAUAAGAUGGGCACAGUGCUGGUGGGUGGCAACACCCUGCAGGAGAAUAUCAAGAACCUGGAGCCCCUGCAGCGGGUGGCGCCCUUAUCCAUGACUGACGCCACCCCCAAGGCGCGGCGGGAGCCCCAGCAGCUGAAUGGGCGCCUCCUGAAUGGGGAGCACCUGGACCCCUUCCCCACCAGCCCAGUGGAGGAGUCCCCGCGCUGUGGCGUGUGCGGGUAUGAGACAAGCGAUCCCGACGUGUUGGCCAAGCACCGCCUCAUCCUUCAGUUCUCGCGGUACUGCCAGCAGCAGACAGUGAAGGAGGUGUGCGCCCUUGCUGCCAACUACAACCUGGGCCUGGAUGCGGUGCGCGGCAUGGUGUCUGCCGCCACCACACACCAGGGCUUUAUCACCCUCGCCUUCGACCCCAAGCAGCCGCCAGUGUCCACGCUGAGCUCCCUGGUGGGCGCAGCAGCCAGCACCACUGCCAAGCUGAAGGAGGUGCUGGCGUCGCCGCACUGUGCACGGGUGCUGUCCAGUCUGGAGUCCCUGGCCAAGCACUACCAGACCUCCGACGCCGUGGACAUCACCGGCACCAAGCAGGACACCCUCAAGACGGUCGCCAUCCUCGAGGAGGUGCUGAAGGACAUCUCUGAGGCAGACAACGCCCUCCUGAGGAACCGUAUGCUCAAGUCCAUGAGAGAGACAUUCGAGGCGGGCACUCUCAACUGAUAGGAGUGCACAGUGCGGGAGUGGAGGUACGAUAGUCAAUGUUAAAGGUUGUGAUCCAAACUUUGUAGUGACUCAACUCUGUUCAUGCAAUAACGGGAAGGACAGCUGGUGGGGUGCAGCGGCGGCGGCUGCCACGGGCCACAAAGUAUUGGGCAUUGUGUUCUUUAAAUUAUAAUUACAUUUAAGGCUCAUUUUGACAACGGACCAAAAUGGGACAGACUAGUGACUCGGGAGAAAGGAAUGAGAUUAGCGCCGCAAGGCUGUGUGUGUGUGUGUGUGUGUGUGUGUGUGUGUGUGUGUGUGUUGGUGCAGGGAAGAAGACAGGCAAAGGAUGACAUAGAGAUGCUGACUACUCCAGCCCUUCACUACAGAUCAACACAGGCUGUAUGAUAUAUGUUUAUUGUUACCGUUGGUCUGUGGUGAAGGCGUGAGGGUGGCGGAGUGGUGACACGAGAAGGGAGGGAGGGCAGAAGGGCAGGGCGUGGCUAAUGAGUGGUAUCGAAGACUCAUUUCCUGUGUUCACAAUCCCACAUGCACUAUAGUUUUCUAUGUAUUUAAAAAUCUUUACUGAUAAGGAGUAAUUUUAAAGGCAAAAAAAAAAAAAAGUUUCAGUAGGAAUUAGUCAACACAAAAUGCAAGAAUGUUAUUACUUUUAUUUUCAUUUGUGUUUGUUACUUAUUAGUUAUUUAUUUUGUUCCAUCUUUCGUUCCUCCCAGCACGCCCCAAGGAAUUCUCAGCCUUGUUUUGUCUUCGGGUUGGGCGGGAGGGCGGAGGCGGGCAGCGGGGGAGGCGCGCGCGGCGGCUACACCACAAGCUCCCCUCAUAUCAGUUUGUACGAAAAACAACAAAAAAUGCCCACAAAAAAAAAGAAGUACAGUGUAGACUUAGCAACAGUUUGUUAAUACUGUAGGGAUUAUUUUAGGUAGUGUAUCUAAAUGUUUCUUGAUCUCAAAACGACUAAAAAAAAAAAAGAACUGGUUCAGGAGGCAGAGCGGAGGGCGAGCGGGGCCGCGGCGUGGGCUAGUGAGGGAGGGAGGAGGCGGGGCAGCAGCAGCGCUCAGUUGGACACACACAAUCAACCUUCACGUUUUUCCUGCUUUAUAUAGACAACAGCAACACACUUUUACAGAUCAGCGUAUAUUUUUGUUUGUUUUCUUGGUCUUUCCUGUAUUUAGGCGUAACUCAACAACAACAACAACCCCCAAGGCUGGUGUUGCUUUCCCGUCACUUAGUUCAUAAGACACGUGCUGAGUGUAAGUUUGUCUUUUCAUAUUAUUUAUAAAAAUACAUUUUUGUACUAAACAUAAAUAUAAGAAUAAAUGGAGAUGCAUGA
Molecule: messenger RNA, 13695 nt
Organism: Scylla paramamosain (green mud crab)
Lineage: Eukaryota; Metazoa; Arthropoda; Malacostraca; Decapoda; Portunidae
Exons: 4
Coding region: 459-12362 (3967 amino acids)
Source: RefSeq, a predicted model, not a curated record